AUGCCAAGUAUAUUUGCAUACCAGAGUGCUGAGGUGGACUGGUGCGAAAGGAACUUUGAGCAUUCGGAGAACAUUGCUGAAUAUUACAAUACGUACAGCAGCAUUAUAUUUUUCAUCCUGUCCCCUGUGAUACUGAAGCUGAACGUCGACUAUGUGAAUUACCGUCCAGAGCCUCUCCGAUGUUUCUCUGUUAUGCAGAUGCUCAUUGGCCUGUUCUCCAUCUAUUUCCACAUGACGCUCAGCUACGUGGGCCAGCUGCUGGACGAGCUCUCCAUCCUGUGGGGGCUGAGCGUGUGCUACGGCUGCUGGUUCCCGCCCCGCUACUUCCCUGGAUUUAUCAAGAACAGGGAGCAAUUCCUGUGGCUGCUGGCCGUCAUGACCAUUCUGUGCACCUUCUUGUCCUUCGUUAAACCAGUUUUCAACGCAUAUUUGCUGAACUGCAUUGCUCUGCACCUCUUCUACAUGACGUACCUGGAGCUCCGAGGCUGUAACAAUCCACGGGUGCAUCAUUUGGCUGUGAGCAUGGCAAUAUUGUGGGGCAUUGCUAUCAGCUGCUGGCUGGUGGACAAGCUUCUAUGUGGAUUCUGCCAGAAGAUCAACUUCACCUACUUUCACAGUCUGUGGCACAUCUUCAUUGCAAUCAGUGUGCAGCACUGCAUCACGCUGGUCAUCUACUUCGACGUCCUGUUCCGUGCGCCAGGCACCCAGCCCCAGAUAGUGCACUGGCCCUGUGCAAGCAGCCCCGUGACGUUGCCAUACCUCUCGCUCCAGAAGCCAUAG
Messenger RNA from Varanus komodoensis (Komodo dragon), 780 nucleotides. It is a transcript of the gene ACER1, whose product is annotated as alkaline ceramidase 1. The coding region runs from base 1 to 780 and encodes 259 amino acids. The record is from RefSeq and is a predicted model, not a curated record. Gene Ontology annotation, biological process: ceramide metabolic process. NCBI's taxonomy places the organism in Eukaryota, Metazoa, Chordata, Lepidosauria, Squamata, Varanidae. Gene Ontology annotation, cellular component: membrane. The transcript has 6 exons. Gene Ontology annotation, molecular function: hydrolase activity, acting on carbon-nitrogen (but not peptide) bonds, in linear amides.